CGUUUUCCCCUCCCAAUUUGGGUCAUGCCAACAAAAGCCCCAACCUCUCACACGUCUCUAUCCCUCUCUUCAAGCUCUAAGCCUCCGCCAGCAACCCACCACCGCCAGCCGGUCGCGCACGCCCGUCCACCGUUCUCCCACCGACCGUCGGCACGCCUGCUACAGUCACGCCCGAGUGUCCGUUUGAAUCACCGGCGUGCAGACCGCGCCGCCGCGAGUGUCCGUCAACCGCUGCUGCUCAGUGGGUUUGGCCGGAGUUCUGAUUGGAUUGGGUUUCGAAGGAUUUCGGGGAUGGUCCAGAACGAUUAGAACUUGUUUUGACAGAAAUUUGGUAAUGAUUUCGAAUGUGUUAAAACCAAGCAAAGUUUUUGACGACGUUCUCAAUAGCUUAGCUUGGGGCUUAACAAAUAGAAAGAUUAUCUUCGCCAAAAUUGUCUCCAAGCACUACUUUUUUCCCUCUUCCUUUCUUAGUUUCUCUACUUCACGACCUUCCAAGCUUUCAGUUUUUCAAUUGCUGGAUAAUGUGACCACAUGCAUUGCUUUUCUACAAUCAUGUGCCGACCACAAGAAUCUCAACAAAGGAAAACAGCUUCACUCCCUAAUGAUCACUUAUGGUUUUUCUCCUUCGCCUCCAUCCAUCACUAGCUUAAUCAACAUGUACUCCAAAUGUGGUCAAAUGAGGGAAGCCAUUUUGGUUUUCCAUGAUCCAUGUCAUGAGCGUAAUGUGUUUGCAUAUAAUGCUAUAAUUUCUGGGUUUGUUGCUAAUGGUCUUGCUUCCAAAGGGUUUCAAUUUUAUGAGCAAAUGAGGUUAGAGGGUGUAAUGCCUGAUAAGUACACUUUUCCAUGUGUGGUUAGAACUUGUUGUGAGGUUAUGGAGGUGAAGAAGAUUCAUGGAUGUUUGUUUAAAAUGGGGUUGGAGUUGGAUGUGUUUGUUGGUAGUGCUUUGGUUAAUACUUACUUGAAGAUUGGCUCAAUGGAGAAUGCACAAAAAGUGUUUGAAGAAAUGUCGAUAAGAGAUGUCGUACUUUGGAAUGCAAUGAUCAAUGGGUAUGCCCAGAUUGGUUGCCUUGACGAGGCAUUAGAGGUUUUCAGAAGAAUGCAUAUAGAAGGGAUUGCGCCUAGUAGGUUUACUAUUACUGGCAUUUUACCUAUUUUUGCUUCAAGGGGAGACUUAGACAAUGGGCAAACAGUUCAUGGGAUUGUGAUGAAAAUGGGUUAUGAUUCAGGAGUUGCAGUUUCAAACGCAUUAAUUGAUAUGUAUGGGAAAUGCAAACAUAUUAGAGAUGCUUUAAUAAUUUUUGAGAUGAUAAAUGAGAAGGAUAUUUUCUCAUGGAAUUCAAUUAUAUCAGUUCAUGAACAAUGUGGUGAUCAUGAUGGUACCUUGAGGCUUUUUGAUAAGAUGUUAGGCUCUGAGAUUCUACCAGAUUUGGUAACCAUUACAACCGUUCUUCCAGCUUGCUCUCAUUUGGCUGCCUUCAUGCAUGGUAGAGAAAUUCAUGGAUAUAUGAUUGUUAAUGGAUUGGGAAAGGAUGAUGAAAAUGGAGUUGUAGAUGAUUUACUUGUAAAUAAUGCUGUUAUGGAUAUGUAUGCAAAAUGUGGAAGUAUGUACAAUGCCCUCAAGGUUUUUGAUCAAAUGAGCAAUAAGGACGUGGCAUCAUGGAAUAUCAUGAUUAUGGGUUAUGGUAUGCAUGGUUAUGGUAUGAAGGCAUUGGAUAUGUUUUCUCGAAUGUGUGAGGUCGGAUUUAAGCCAGAUGAAGUUACGCUCGUUGGAGUUCUAUCAGCAUGCAAUCAUACGGGUUUUGUGUCUCAAGGGCGUUUGUUGUUAGCUCAAAUGGAAUCUAAAUUUGGUGUUAUUCCAACUAUUGAGCAUUAUACAUGUGUAAUUGAUAUGCUUGGUCGAGCAGGGCAUUUGGAGGACGCAUAUGACAUCACCCAAAAAAUGCCUAUUCAAGCCAAUCCCGUCGUUUGGAGGGCUUUAUUGGGAGCAUGUCGACUUCAUGGGAAUGCAGAGUUGGCUGAAAUUGCAGCACGACAAGUAAUGCAACUUGAACCAGAGCAUUGUGGGAGUUAUGUAUUGAUGUCCAAUGUUUAUGGAGUCAUAGGUCGACAUGAAGAGGUGUUGGAGGUUAGAAAAACAAUGAAGGAACAAAAUGUCAAGAAGACACCUGGUUGUAGUUGGAUUGAACUCAAGGAUGGGGUGCACGUUUUUCUUACCGGAGAUAGGACACAUUCAGAAUUGAAUGCAUUGACUAAUCAAAUGUGUGAUAUUGGAUUCAUUUUAGAUGAAGUCUUGAAUUUAUAUUGAGACAUGGCAGCAUGAUGUUCAAUUGCAGUAAUCUUUCCCUUUGUUGAAAAUUGGGAAGGAAUUACAACCCUGGCAGCAUAAUUUCCUUUCUAAAGGAGGUAGAAUCACCCUCCUCAAUGCCAUUCUAUUCAACUUACCUUCUUACUUUUUGUCCCUCUUUCAUGCCCCAUCUUCUGUGGUGGACAAAAUUGAACAGCUCUUCCGUUUCCUUUGGUCUAGUAAUAGAGUCAACCAUGUCAAUCAUCUUUUCAAGUGGGAUAUUCUCAAACAGCCCAUUCAACACGGGGGUUUGGGCAUUGUUGACAAUAAACAAUGAAAUCGAUCCCUCUUGGCUAAAGGGAUUUGGAGAUUUGGUGUGGAAAAAACUGCCUUGUGGAGAAAACUCAUCAAAGGAAAAUACGGCUCCAAUCACUUUGGUACUAAGACUGUAGAAUCCAUCCCUGCAUCUUGCAAGAGCCCAUGGAAGGUCAUUUUGAAGCAGAGGGAACAAAUAUAUUCUAACAUUCUUUGUAAGCCAAGAAAUGGUGCCUCCACUGCAUUCUGGUCUGACACAUGGCUUGGUGACAGCCCCCUCUUUCAGAUUUUUCCUAAUUUGUAUGCCAUUGCUGAAUCUGAAGAGGCCUCCAUUGCGGAUGUUUGGAACAAGGACAAUGGGUUUGUCUUUGAAUUUUAGGAGAAACUUCAAAGAAGAGGAAAUCCUCAAAUGGGCCUCUCUCACACACCUCAUUCCUUUUGUUACAUUGUCACAAGCCUCUGACACAUAGGUUUGGAAUUUUAUCAUCCCUUCAAACCACAGAGAAGUGCGGAAGAUUAAUUCAUCGAAAUUCAUUUUUAGAGUGGAAAAAUGAGGAGGGAGAGAGUGGAUUGGAUAAGUCGAAUUGCAAGAAAAUAAAAUAUAGAAAUGCAAUCAACUGAGAUGUUCCAGUUUAGAGGACGAAUAUCAAAAUGACUCAAUGUAAUCUUGUUCAUCAAAUUAUUCGAAUGCAAUUUUGUAGUUCUUAAU
Benincasa hispida (wax gourd) is the source of this 3308-nucleotide messenger RNA. RefSeq names its product pentatricopeptide repeat-containing protein At3g14730-like. The record is from RefSeq and is a predicted model, not a curated record. Gene Ontology annotation, biological process: RNA modification. Gene Ontology annotation, molecular function: protein binding; RNA binding. NCBI's taxonomy places the organism in Eukaryota, Viridiplantae, Streptophyta, Magnoliopsida, Cucurbitales, Cucurbitaceae.